Sipha flava (yellow sugarcane aphid) is the source of this 1925-nucleotide messenger RNA. Its product is annotated as POC1 centriolar protein homolog B-like. NCBI's taxonomy places the organism in Eukaryota, Metazoa, Arthropoda, Insecta, Hemiptera, Aphididae. Gene Ontology annotation, molecular function: protein binding. The record is from RefSeq and is a predicted model, not a curated record. The coding region runs from base 692 to 1687 and encodes 331 amino acids. The transcript has 7 exons.
AAUGAUUCACUGUUAAAUAUUUUUAAAACAUUAACUAAUAAUUAAUUAUUUUAUUUUUAGCAAUACCACAGAUUAGGUGAAAUCUGAGACGAUCCCAAUAACUAAACCUAAUUCGUUCGAAAAGAAACACUUAACUUUUUUAUAAUAUAAAUAUAUAUAUUUUUAUUUUUAUUAAGUUUUACUACUAAGUAAGUAGUUCAGUAUAACAUGGUAUAUUCAAUAAUCAAUAAUAUCAUAGAGCAAAGUAAAUUUAAAUAACUAAAAUAUACAUCUUAGGAUUAAAAGUUGUUUUUGAAAUCAACUUAUGGAUCGCUGAAAUACAUUUUGUUGAUAUCAAUACAAGUUGAUUAUAAAUUUCAAAAAGUUGAUAAGGAUAAUAUUCGUUAGAUUCUUACUCUGUGGUUGCUUUACUUUAAAUUCUCAAAGACUAUCAGUAUUUUUAUUGAUAUUUUGUCAGUUAAAUAAAUUUUUUAAUAUUUGACAAUAAGAACUAAAUUUCCUUCUGUACUACUGUAUUAUUUUUUUUCUAUUAUUAAAUCAAAUUUGUUUUUAUUCAUAAUUUUUUUAUAUAUAUUGAAACAGUAAGUUGUAUUUAAAUGGAUCAUAAUAUUAUGCAUAGUUGUGAAUUAAUAUUAGGAAAGAUUAUAGAAUAAACUAUAAUGUAUUUAUUCUAUAAUCAAUAAUAAUAGUCAUGUCUGCUGAUAUUAAAUGUUUAAAAUGGAACAAAACAAUUUUAAGACCAACCAAUGUCUUGGAUUAUUCAGAAUACACUCUAGCCUUGCAACCAUCAUAUUGGCUUAGUUUGAAGACAAAACAUCAUCCGAUAAAAGUAUCAUUUUUAGGACAAAAAAAUAGAUUGGCUUCUUUAGACAAUUCAAAUAACAUAUAUGUAUACGAUUGGACCAAAGCUAAUAUAAAAAUUAUCAAGACAAAAUAUGAACACAAAGGUAAACUUACAAAUCUAGCAAGCAAUUAUCUAGGAAAUAAAAUUGCUACAUGUUCAGACAGUGGAAAAAUACAGUUAUGGAAUUUUCAGUUUUCAAACUACAAGAUAUUAACUGAAUUUAGAGGUCAUUUUCAUUCAAUACGUAAUAUUGAAUAUUCCUCAGACAAUAAUUAUUUAAUUUCUUGUUCUAAUGAUAAAACAUUUAAAAUAUGGGAUUGUCAAACUAAUAAGUUUGUUGCUAGUAACAUGUUCCAUAAUAAUUGGGUAAAUAUGGCUAAGUUUUUCAAUUGUAACAAAUUAGUCGUAUCUUGUUCAAGAGAUUCAUACAUACAAGUUUUUGAUUGCUGUUCUGGCAAAUGUGUUGUUAAGUUCAAUUUAAGUCCAGAUUAUGCUGAAACUCUUACACUUAAAGAGGAUUUUUCUAUUGCUGUGGGUACUAACUUAGGCUCCAUUCAAGUGUUUGACUUAAGGGCAUUAAAAGUUUUACAAAUGUAUAACAAACACACAAGUCAAGUUAAUUGUAUUCAGUAUCAAUAUAAAACACCAUGUUUAGUUUCAGUUUCAAAAGAUAAAAAACUUAAUGUUUAUGAUACUAUUGAAGGAAGAUUUUUGUAUUCAAUUUAUCACUUAAAUGAAAUAAAAUCAAUGGAUAUUUCUUCUAAUGAUCAGUUACUUGCAACUACAUCAUUUCGUUUUGAUAAUGAGGUCACAUUAUGGAAACUAGAAACUAUGAAAUUUUAGUAUUUUACAUUUUAAGGUAUAUAAUUAUAUUUUAUUUAUUUGUUAACACUUAAUUUUAAAUUCUAUGUAUAUCAAUUUAAAGGAAGUAAAAUAAUAUUUUUUUAACUUUUAGAAAGAAAUUUAAUACUCACAAGCAUGUGUUUUUUCUUUCGCUUUUAACUAAUUUUGAAUCAGAGUCAAUCACUUUUAAAUAAUUUUAACAUAUGGUUUUUAAGAAAAUUAACUAUUGAUUUUCUCU